Bacillus rossius redtenbacheri is the source of this 794-nucleotide messenger RNA. RefSeq names its product cuticle protein 19-like. Gene Ontology annotation, cellular component: extracellular matrix. The record is from RefSeq and is a predicted model, not a curated record. The transcript has 3 exons. Lineage: Eukaryota; Metazoa; Arthropoda; Insecta; Phasmatodea; Bacillidae. Bases 47 to 406 code for a protein of 119 amino acids.
UCAGCUCCAGCUCCGCUCCGGCUCUCUCCUCCAGCCUCUUGCAAGCAUGCUGUCCUCUCAGGUUAUUCUUCUGGUGGUGGCUUUCGCAGCCGUGGCCACAGCCUUCCCGGGAUUCGCGGGAUACAUCUCGGAGGCAGGAGGCCAUCAGGACAACCACUAUGCGUACCCGCAGUACGAGUUCAAGUACGGAGUGCACGACCCGCACACGGGCGACGUGAAGAACCAGUGGGAGAGCAGGGACGGCGACGUGGUGAAGGGCUCCUACAGCCUGGUCGAGCCCGACGGCUCGGUCAGGACCGUCGACUACACGGCCGACAAGCACAACGGCUUCAACGCCGUGGUCAAGAAGUCCGGUCACGCGGUCCACCCUCAGCAUGUGUCGCACUUCGGCCACGGCGCCUACUGAGCUGACUGCGACUGCCCCCGAUCCCUCCAGCCCAAGGAUGCUCCAGCCUGCUUCAGAACACAGACCGCGUUCCUUAACAUAACCAAGCUCGACCUUCUCCGAGAACUCAGGCUAAGACAACGUUGAUUGUUCGCUACCUCGCUGUACUACUACAAUAUUACCCAAUAUCUUUACGGUCUGAGGUCGUUUUAAAUUUUAACGAUGUGAUGACCUUACUAUUUGAUUGUGUUGUAAGAGUAUCCCUGGAUUUAUAUGUUUUGAUAUGCAUGUUGUGUUGCAUAUGUAAAUAAUUAUUGUAUGUUUGAUGUGUGUUUUGUAUAUAUUUAAUUGCCCUUCUUUUUAAAUGGACAUAUUCUGUGAUAAUAAAAAUAUCUGGAUUAAUAGAUGA